UCAUUUGUUUUUAUUUGAGACAUUCCAGAUGAGUAUAAUGAUGCCGGGGCGAUUGGGAGCUCUGCUCACUAGCUCCUGUAAAAUCAGCAGCAGAAACUGUAGUAGCUUGGGAGCUCUGCAGACGCUUAAAGUUCGUCAGAAGAUAGAAGAGAAGAGAGCCGCUGCUCUGUUGGGCGGUGGUCAAGGAAGGAUUGAUGCACAGCAUAAAAAGGGUAAACUAACCGCUAGAGAGCGUAUAUCCGUCUUACUGGAUCCAGGAACAUUCGUAGAGUACGAUAUGUUCAUGGAGCACACCUGCACCGAUUUCGGGAUGGAGAAGGAGAAAAUUCCCGGGGAUUCGGUAGUUACCGGCCACGGACUUGUUAAUGGCCGCCGAACCUAUGUGUUCAGCCAGGACUUCACGGUGUUUGGUGGGUCUCUAUCCAUGGCACACGCUAAGAAAAUUUGCAAGAUAAUGGACCAAGCAGUUCUGGUCGGAGCACCUUUAAUCGGACUCAACGACUCCGGUGGAGCCAGAAUACAGGAAGGAGUUGAAUCUUUGGCAGGAUAUGCAGAUAUCUUCCAACGGAACGUUUCCGCUAGCGGAGUAAUCCCUCAAAUAUCCCUGGUUAUGGGACCCUGUGCCGGUGGAGCAGUUUACUCUCCUGCACUCACAGACUGGACCUUUAUGGUUAAGGACACUUCAUACCUUUUUAUCACUGGACCUGACGUAGUUAAAACAGUGACUGGUGAGGAGGUAACUCAGGAGGAACUAGGAGGGGCUAAAACCCACACAACCGUAUCUGGAGUAGCGCACAGAUCUUUCGAGAAUGAUAUUGAUGCUCUUCUCCAGUUGAGGACUUUUAUGGGAUUCUUACCUCAGUCCAACAGGGAUCCUGCACCUGUUCGGUCCUCAGAUGAUCCCUGGGAUAGAUAUGUUCCUGGUUUAAACACUGUUGUCCCUCUUGAGUCUACUACUGCCUAUGACAUGAUGGAUGUUAUUCUUGGUGUGGUCGACGAGAGAGAUUUCUACGAGAUGAUGCCGCUCUACGCCAAAAAUAUUAUCACUGGGUUUGCCCGAAUGGCCGGUCGAACUGUCGGCGUAGUUGCAAACAAUCCUAAACAUGCGGCAGGAUGUCUAGAUAUUAAUGCCAGUGUGAAGGGAGCACGAUUUAUCAGAUUCUGUGAUGCGUUUAAUAUUCCCAUUUUAACAUUUGAAGAUGUUCCUGGUUUCCUACCUGGAACUGCUCAGGAGUACGGAGGAAUUAUUAGACAUGGAGCUAAACUUCUCUACGCUUACGCCGAGGCUACUGUUCCAAAAAUUACUGUUAUUACAAGGAAAGCAUAUGGAGGUGCUUAUGAUGUUAUGUCAUCUAAACAUUUACGAGGAGACACUAACUACGCUUGGCCGACUGCCGAGGUUGCUGUGAUGGGAAGCAAGGGAGCAGUUUCAAUUAUUUUCCGGGGUAAAGGAUCAGAGAAGAACGAGCAGGAGUACAUUGAUAAAUUUGGAAACCCCUUUCCAGCUGCUGUACGAGGAUACGUUGAUGAUAUAAUUGAACCUGCUACUACAAGGAAACGUAUUUGUGAGGAUUUAGAACUACUUUCAACCAAGCAAGCAGAGCAUCCUUGGAAAAAACACUCCAACAUGCCGCUAUAAUUCUCAUUUCAGUAAAACCAUGUGAAAACUCUUGUCAAUUAUGUAAGAUAUAGAAACGAAUAUUUUUAAAUAGAUAAUUUAUGAAAUUUUGAA
Eurytemora carolleeae is the source of this 1732-nucleotide messenger RNA. Its product is annotated as propionyl-CoA carboxylase beta chain, mitochondrial. NCBI's taxonomy places the organism in Eukaryota, Metazoa, Arthropoda, Copepoda, Calanoida, Temoridae. The transcript is spliced from 7 exons. Gene Ontology annotation, molecular function: propionyl-CoA carboxylase activity. The record is from RefSeq and is a predicted model, not a curated record. Gene Ontology annotation, cellular component: mitochondrion. Bases 29 to 1639 code for a protein of 536 amino acids.